Molecule: messenger RNA, 4007 nt
Organism: Phascolarctos cinereus (koala)
Lineage: Eukaryota; Metazoa; Chordata; Mammalia; Diprotodontia; Phascolarctidae
Gene: PREP
Product: prolyl endopeptidase
Biological process (GO): proteolysis
Cellular component (GO): cytosol
Molecular function (GO): serine-type endopeptidase activity; oligopeptidase activity
Source: RefSeq, a predicted model, not a curated record
UUCCCGGCUCAGUCCGACAGCUGCUUCCUGCCCCGACAGCCUACCCGCUCCCGGACACUCGCUCACUCCGCUCCCGGUCUUCCCGAGCCGACCCGUGCAAGGAAGCAUCCCCGCGCAGUGCUGCGCCCGCCGUCACCUCCUCCCCCGCACCGCAGCUCCAUAGGGAGGGCCUUGUCCGCAGCCUCUGCCCGCGUCCCGCCUGCCCCACCAAGCCCGGGCCAUGCUGUCCUUCCAGUACCCCGACGUGUACCGCGACGAGUCCGUGGUACAAGAUUACCAUGGGUCUAAGAUCUGUGACCCCUAUGUUUGGCUUGAAGACCCAGAUAGUGAACAAACAAAGGCUUUUGUGGAGGCCCAAAAUAAGAUUACAGUGCCCUUUCUUGAGCAGUGCCCUGUUAGAGGUUUAUACAAAGAAAGAAUGACUGAAUUAUAUGACUAUCCUAAGUAUAGCUGCCACUUCAAGAAAGGAAAAAGGUAUUUUCAUUUUUAUAAUACAGGACUGCAGAACCAACGAGUAUUAUAUGUACAGGAUUCCUUAGAUGAUGAAGCCCGGGUAUUCCUUGAUCCAAACAAACUUUCUGAUGAUGGCACUGUGGCUCUUCGAGGCUAUGCGUUCAGUGAAGAUGGUGAAUAUUUUGCCUAUGGGCUAAGUUCCAGUGGUUCGGACUGGGUAACUAUCAAAUUUAUGAAAGUUGAUGGACCCAAGGAUCUUCCAGAUGUUCUAGAAAGAGUCAAGUUCAGUUGCAUGGCUUGGACCCAUGAUGGAAAGGGGAUGUUCUACAACUGCUAUCCUAAACAGGAUGGAAAAAGUGAUGGCACUGAGACAUCCACAAAUCUUCACCAGAAGCUAUUCUACCAUGUUUUGGGGACUGAUCAAGCGGAAGAUGUUUUGUGUGCUGAAUUUCCUGAUGAGCCAAAGUGGAUGGGUGGAGCUGAGUUAUCUGAUGAUGGUCGCUAUGUCCUGUUAUCAAUAAGACAAGGAUGUGAUCCAGUUAACAGACUCUGGUAUUGUAAUCUGCAACAGCAAUCCAAUGGUAUAACAGGAAUUUUGAAUUGGGUGAAGCUGAUAGAUAACUUUGAUGGAGAAUAUGAUUAUGUAACAAAUGAGGGGACAGUUUUCACCUUCAAGACAAAUCUUCAUUCUCCUAAUUAUCGGCUAAUCAAUAUCGACUUCAAGGAUCCAGAUGAAUCCAAGUGGAAAAUGCUUGUUCCUGAGCAUGAAAAGGAUGUUCUUGAAUGGGUAGCUUGUGUCAGGUCCAACUUUUUGGUGUUGUCCUACCUCCAUGAUGUAAAAAACAUCCUACAGCUACAUGAUCUUGCCACCGGUUCACUCCUCAAAACAUUUCCACUAGAGGUUGGCAGCAUCGUGGGAUAUAGUGGCCAAAAGAAAGACACUGAAAUCUUCUAUCAGUUUACUUCCUUCUUAUCUCCAGGUAUUAUUUAUCACUGUGAUCUUACCAGAGAGGAGUUAGAGCCCAGAGUUUUCCGAGAGGUGACUGUGAAAGGAAUUGAUGCUUCUGAUUACCAAACUGUCCAGGUGUUCUAUCCCAGCAGAGAUGGCACGAAGAUCCCAAUGUUCAUUGUGCAUAAGAAAGGAAUUAAAUUAGAUGGCUCUCACCCUGGUUUCUUGUAUGGCUACGGGGGCUUCAAUAUAUCUAUUACACCAAGCUACAGUGUAUCCAGGCUCAUUUUUGUGAGGCACAUGGGUGGUGUGCUAGCAAUAGCUAACAUUAGAGGAGGGGGUGAAUAUGGAGAGACCUGGCACAAAGGUGGUAUCCUGGGGAAAAAGCAGAACUGCUUUGAUGAUUUUCAGUGUGCUGCUGAAUAUCUUGUAAAGGAAGGGUAUACUUCACCAAAGAGAUUGACUAUUAAUGGAGGCUCAAAUGGAGGACUUUUAGUGGCUGCUUGUGCUAAUCAGCGCCCUGACCUCUUCGGUUGUGUCAUUGCCCAAGUUGGAGUAAUGGACAUGCUAAAGUUCCAUAAGUAUACCAUUGGCCAUGCCUGGACCACUGACUAUGGUUGCUCUGACACAAAAGAACACUUUGAAUGGCUUAGCAAGUAUUCACCAUUACAUAACAUCAGGUUACCUGAAGGGGAUGGAGUCCAGUAUCCAUCCAUGUUACUUCUCACUGCAGAUCAUGAUGACCGCGUGGUACCCCUUCAUUCCCUGAAGUUCAUUGCGACCCUACAGUAUGUUGUGGGCCGAAGCAGAAAGCAAACUAACCCUCUGCUCAUUCAUGUUGAUACUAAGGCGGGCCAUGGAGCCGGAAAACCGACUGCUAAAGUUAUAGAAGAAGUUUCUGAUAUGUUUGCAUUUAUAGCACGGUGCUUAAAUAUUGAUUGGAUUGAAUAAGUGGAAUACUGGGCUCCCAUUGUGUCCCCAAAAUAAACCUCAAGGGCUUUUAACCACCAUUUACACAGAGAAACCAGUGGGCAUAGUACUCGUGUUUGAGAACAAUGUUCCUAUGCUUAUGAACCACAGUUUGUUCUUCCAGUGACCCAAACUGCUGUGGGAAUUUUACCUUUUUUAGGCUUCUCCUUUUUAUCAUUCCCUGGGAGUGGCUUUUUCUGCCAUAUUCAAACAUAUGUUUAAAAAAAAAAAAGGCAUGUUUGGACAAAUAGCUAAAUUUCAGCAAAUGCUGUUGUGAAUACUUAGAUUUCCAGAGUUUGAAAGUGGUAGUCAAGCUUCCUAUAAAACCUCUUAAUAUUAUGUGCUCCCAUAACCUUAUCCAAGUCACCUGUAAGUAAACAUAAGAACUGUGAUUAUACAAAAACAAAAUUUCUUUACAUCCAUAAUAAAUGUUAUUUGAGAAUGGGAGGCUUUAUUUCUGGUUCUUUACGAAUUACUGGUGGGAGGGAACACUAAAAUUCUAAUCAGAUGGGAUUAAAUUAGUUUUCUUUCAAAAUAUGAGCUUUGCGCAGUUUUGCAACAAAUUGAUUUUCAAAAUGACCUAAAUCAUUUUAUGUUUUUUGGUUAACAGCUUAUAAAUAAUGUGAUUCCAGUGAUCAUUUGAAGUUAAGCUGCUUUUUUUUCCCCUCAAUAUUUUGCUCUUCAACUGAUCUGUACCUACCUCUUCUAAUAAGCUGUCUUUUAUUUAAAUGCCUCCUAUAAAAAUGGAUGGAAACUGGAAAAUGGUGACUGCUUCCUAAAAUCCAAACUUUAAUUUCUUUUCUUAAGCUGACAGAAAGAUUUCUGGAUAUAUUAGGCCCUGCCAGUUCUAAAUGCUACAAUCAGUGAUUUUUGUAUCAUGGGAUCCAAAUAUAAAUUCCUUAAACUUUCCAAGUAGAUACUUCUUUUAAAAACUUCUUUCCUAUCAGGAGGGCACUUUUUAAACCUCACUUAGUUAUCUUACUGUAGUGUUUCCUUUUCUCUCUUCAUCAGAGCUGAAGAAGGUAUGCCUAUAUAUAAAAUGCCAUACAAGGACGUAACAGCCUUCUGCAAAAUAAAAUUAGUUAUUCCAAUUCCUUUCGCUUGUCCAGAUAGGUCAUAUUUUUCAGCACUGCUAGUCGUGCAGUCCUCUCUGUGCACACCUUUAACUGAAUAGGUAAUGUUUUCCACUAAGGACCAAUGCCAAGCAUUGCAGAAGGGAAGCAGCUUAGUUUGUUUCUGCUCAAUGCACUUGUAGGAUCAUGGUUUUUAAGCCCCAACUAUGCAGAACGCUGCUGGCAUAUAAUUAACUUGUGUUCAGCCAUUGCCCUUCUGAAUCCAAGGUGUCUCUCGCCAUCUUUUCUGAAACUGAUGUUGUUACCAUAUGGCCAUAGAAACAGCAAUACUGCCCAACAACCGAUUUGCAUCACUCCUAAACAGCAUGCUAGGAAAAAGCCAAUAAAAUGCAUUUGCACAAUUGAGCCAAAAGGCCUUCAGUGUUGAUCAACUGAUUUAUUUGACUAUGUACAGACAUCUGAAUUGUACCUGUGUUUCUCCUGAGAGCCUAAAGGCUGGAGGGGAAAUGUGUAAUUACGUUAAAAAUGUCAAUAAAAGUAAAAUUGAUUUUUAAAAGUGAAAA